AUGAUCAAGACAGGAUGCACGCUUGAGGAUAACAAGUCAUGGGGAGCGACAGAAAGCUUCUAUUGGGCUGCUAACCCUCCAUACAACGAGGAAGAGAAAGCAAAGGACCAUACUUUCAUUAGCAUAACGAGCAAGGUUUGGCAUCAGCUAGAGAACCUCCGCUCCCGUAUCGGCUUUGGGUCGCACCCUGUCUCGACCGAUCUUUUGCCGUAA
Molecule: messenger RNA, 213 nt
Organism: Penicillium mononematosum
Lineage: Eukaryota; Fungi; Ascomycota; Eurotiomycetes; Eurotiales; Aspergillaceae
Exons: 2
Coding region: 1-213 (70 amino acids)
Source: RefSeq, a predicted model, not a curated record